CUUCUCAUGCUGCUUCCCCUUCCUCUUUUCCCAAAUAGAUAUGUAAACACAUGUAUUUUCCUGUUUAAAUUUAGCGAAUUGGUCCUCUGCCGGUGCCUUGAUUUAGCUAUUGGGCUGAGCCUUGCUCCUCCCUUCCCUACUCGGAUAGGAGCCACUGGGAUCUGGAGCUCAAGCUUCCAAAUUGAAGCUGGCCUCAGGCCAGGUGACCUUUUCUUUGCACUGAGUCGGAACAGGAUUCUUUCACCCAGGCAUCUCCUCCACUGAGAUCCGCCAGCACAUCCAGCAGCACCAUGUGGGUGACCAAACUUCUACAAGUCCUGCUGCUGCAGCACGUCCUCCUACACCUCCUCCUGCUUCCCAUCGCCAUCCCCUAUGCAGAAGGACAGAAGAAAAGAAGAAACACACUUCAUGAAUUCAAAAAGUCAGCAAAGACCACUCUAAUUAACGAAGACCCAUUACUGAAGAUAAAAACCAAAAAAAUGAAUACUGCAGAUCAAUGUGCCAAUAGAUGUAUUAGGAAUAAAGGACUUCCAUUCACAUGCAAGGCCUUUGUUUUUGAUAAAGCAAGAAAACGAUGUCUCUGGUUCCCUUUCAAUAGCAUGUCAAGUGGAGUGAAAAAAGAAUUUGGCCAUGAAUUUGACCUCUAUGAAAACAAAGACUACAUUAGAAACUGCAUCAUUGGUAAAGGAGGUAGCUAUAAGGGAACGGUAUCUAUCACUAAAAGUGGCAUCAAAUGCCAGCCCUGGAAUUCCAUGAUACCACAUGAACACAGCUUUUUGCCUUCGAGCUAUCGGGGUAAAGACCUACAGGAAAACUACUGUCGAAAUCCUCGAGGGGAAGAAGGGGGACCCUGGUGUUUCACAAGCAAUCCAGAGGUACGCUACGAAGUCUGUGACAUUCCUCAGUGUUCAGAAGUUGAAUGCUUGACCUGCAAUGGGGAAAGUUAUCGAGGUCCCAUGGAUCAUACAGAAUCAGGCAAGAUUUGUCAGCGUUGGGAUCAUCAGACACCACACCGGCACAAAUUCUUGCCAGAAAGAUAUCCUGACAAGGGCUUUGAUGAUAAUUAUUGCCGCAAUCCUGAUGGCAAGCCGAGGCCAUGGUGCUAUACUCUUGACCCUGACACCCCCUGGGAGUAUUGUGCAAUUAAAAUGUGCGCUCACAGUACUAUGAAUGACACAGAUGUCCCUAUGGAAACAACUGAAUGCAUUCAAGGUCAAGGAGAGGGUUACCGGGGAACCAUCAAUACCAUUUGGAAUGGAAUUCCAUGUCAGCGUUGGGAUUCCCAGUAUCCUCACCAGCAUGACAUAACUCCUGAAAAUUUCAAGUGCAAGGACCUAAGAGAAAAUUAUUGCCGAAAUCCAGAUGGGGCUGAGUCACCAUGGUGUUUCACCACUGAUCCAAACAUCCGAGUUGGCUACUGCUCCCAAAUUCCAAAAUGUGACGUGUCAAGUGGACAAGAUUGUUAUCGUGGGAAUGGCAAAAAUUACAUGGGCAAUCUAUCCAAAACACGAUCUGGACUAACAUGCUCGAUGUGGGACAAGAACAUGGAAGAUUUACACCGGCAUAUCUUCUGGGAACCAGAUGCUAGUAAGCUGAAUAAGAAUUACUGCCGGAAUCCCGAUGAUGAUGCCCAUGGUCCUUGGUGUUACACAGGGAAUCCUCUUAUUCCUUGGGAUUAUUGCCCUAUUUCUCGUUGUGAAGGUGAUACCACACCUACAAUAGUCAAUUUAGACCAUCCUGUAAUAUCUUGUGCCAAAACAAAGCAACUGAGAGUUGUAAAUGGAAUUCCAACACGGACAAAUGUAGGAUGGAUGGUUAGUUUGAAAUACAGAAAUAAACAUAUCUGUGGAGGAUCAUUGAUAAAGGAAAGUUGGAUUCUUACCGCAAGACAGUGUUUCCCUUCUCGAAACAAAGACUUGAAAGAUUACGAAGCAUGGCUUGGAAUUCAUGAUGUCCAUGGAAGAGGAGAUGAGAAACGAAAACAGGUUCUAAAUGUUACUCAGCUGGUAUAUGGUCCUGAAGGAUCAGAUCUGGUAUUACUGAAGCUUGCUAGGCCUGCUGUUCUGGAUGAUUUUGUCAGUACAAUUGAUUUACCUAAUUAUGGGUGCACAAUUCCUGAAAAAACCACCUGCAGUGUUUAUGGCUGGGGCUACACUGGAUUGAUCAACUCAGACGGCCUAUUAAGAGUAGCACAUCUCUAUAUUAUGGGGAAUGAGAAAUGCAGCCAAUAUCAUCAAGGGAAGGUGACUCUGAAUGAAUCUGAAAUAUGUGCUGGGGCUGAAAAUAUUGUAUCAGGACCAUGCGAGGGAGAUUAUGGUGGCCCACUUGUUUGUGAACAACAUAAAAUGAGAAUGGUACUUGGUGUCAUUGUUCCUGGUCGUGGAUGUGCCAUUCCAAAUCGUCCUGGUAUUUUUGUCCGAGUGGCAUAUUAUGCAAAAUGGAUACACAAAAUUAUAUUAACAUAUAAGGUAUCACAGUCGUAGCUGGUGUAACAGUGUCUGAAGCUUCCAUUAACACAACUCUCUUUACAUCAAGAUUUCAGAGAACAUGUAACUUAAAAAAUCCUAAGACAACUACUUGAGUGUCAUGUUUGUUAAGAUACUCAUUAAUAUUUAUGGGUGUUUUCUGUUGUUUUGUUUGUCAGUGUUAUUUUGUAAAUGUUAAAGUGAAUUAAGGUACAUGCAAGUGUAGUAACAUAUCUCCUGAAGAUACUUGAAUGGAUUAAAAAAUGCAACGGUAUAAUUGCUGGAUGAUAAAAGAUUUAAGGGAAAAGAUCAAUUAAUAUCUCUCAGCUGCUUUCCAAGGCUAGUUUCUUAAUAAUGAAUAAACCAUAAGUUAAACAUUAUUUUAACCUCACAAAACAAUUUGUUUCUCGUGUCCUUAAAUUUUAACUCUGUAUUAAAUUAUAUUACCUUUCAUAUGCCAUACAUUAUACUUCAUUCAUUUCUCUUCACCAUGUAUCCUAUAAUACUGGUACACAUACUCUUUAUAAAAACAUAUACCCAUAUGUAAAUGCCUGGGUACAUAUGUGCAUGCACUAGAGUUCAAAGUGUGGUAUAUAUAAUGUAACUCCUAAAUAUUAUGAAAUUGUGUACUUACAGUUUUUCCUUAAGAAAAAUAUAAAAAUAUCUAAAGACCAGUAGAAAUAUUAAGAAAAGGUGCAAAAUAGAAGUGACUAGAUCAUCCUCCACUAGGAAACUGCAGGUAACCUCUGCUGGUUGGCAUCUGAGGUGUGGUCAUGAAUCACACAAUUAAAUAAAACCUAACCUAGGUAUUUACAUAUGUUUAUCAUCCUGGUUAUUUUAUAUAGUUUCUAAUUCGUAAAGCUCAAGAGGCUAAUAUGUGUAUUACUAUUAUUCCUUUCCUUCAAAUUUAGGGACACUUAUUUAUGCAAGAUAUUUUUAGAUCUUUUUUCCUAAAGUAUUUAAAAAAUUCUUAGAUAACUAUCUAAUUGACAUUUAAAAGCAUUCUGGUCUUUAAAAUUUAUUUAAAUAAGUUAACUCUAAGACUUGCUGCUGUGAUUGGCUUCUAUCUAAUCUUCUUUAAAUUAAAAGAACUAUUAAGAGGAAAAUUUCCAUGUCUCCAAAAUUUGUAAAUAGCUUUUCAGCAAAUUAUGUAUUAAAAUAUAUAUUGAACAAAGAAAUCCACAUACUUUUCUCUACCUGAAAGUCUUUUAACGUAAUAAAACUUUAUUCAAGGAAAAAAUGUAAAAGGAAGGGAAAGGAACUAGCUUGUCUAAACUCUGUAUUCAGUUAUUUUUAAAGUACUGUUAAAUUUCCUGAAUAAGGUAUUUUAUCAGAAUAUCUUCAUUGUCAUCUUACUUUACAUAGAUCUUUUCUAAUGCCAUGAGAAAUACUCAUUCAAAUUUUGUAUUCUGUAUAAUAACCAAACUAUCAUAUUUAUUAUUGUAUUAGUCAUGACUAAAGAUCAUGUAGUUUUUGUCAAAAAAUGAGAUAACGAAGACUAAUAGGAUAGGUUCUGAAUUUUCACAAAGUAUUCUUGUAUAAAAGUUCUUUAAGAAUAAUUAUUUGAAUAUUUUGAAUUCAGCAUUUCCAUUUCUCUAAUUUGUUUCUUUUGAACUCAAUUAAGACCAAGAAUCCAAAUGAUGCUCUAAAAGCUCCAUAACACACUGUUCAAUCUUUAGUGAAAUGAUUUUAAAUUUACUAAAAAACUUACUUUACAGAGUACAGGAUAGCAAAUGCAGAAAUGCUUUUCUAAAUUGUGCCAUUUUAUUUAUUUUUUUAAUAAUAAGAUAUGUGCUGGUAUCAAGAAACAGAGAAAGCCAAGAGAGAUCCCACAAGUUGCCAGUCCAUACCAGCUUAUUUGAUAGUACUUCUCUCUCCCACCAUUAUGUAUUAUGCCAUUAUAAUCAAAACACAUAAAAAUUUCAAAGGCAUAAUGUCCAAAUAUUAAAGUAUUUUUCAGAGUCUUCUUGCUAAACUGGCAAAUUUUUAUUGUCACAUAUUAAUGAUAUUUAUGAAACAUUUACUAAAUUGUAAUUCUUUUAAAUAUCCACAUUUUAAAUAUUUAUUUUAUAUAUUUUCCUCUAAAUUUCCACUGAGAGAUAGGAAUUACCUAGAUAAAAAAAUGCGUCUAAUUUUAUAGACACUUUGAACUCAGUGUUUUCCAUUGUAUUAAAGGGUAAAUACAAGACCACCAAUAAACCAUCAGACAUGUUCACAAUGCAGUUUUUUCUUUGGGCGUUUCCCUUUAAUAGGAGGAGACGAAUAGGAUUAAUAAUAGAAGAUGAACAAGACCCAUGUUUUUCAGGUGGUAUAGCAGGAAGUAAUCAUGUCUUUUUUCUUUGGUGAAAGAUACUAUUUCCUGGGCAUUCUUUUCUUAAUAAAGUACAAAAAUGAAAAAUCCAAUUUACCAAAAAUCUGUUUCAAUUUGAGUCAUGGACAAAGGGAUCUUUCAAAUUAGAAGGUUAUUUUCGUUUUGGCUGUGAUAUGCUGUUAUAAUUGUGGACGUUUUCUUAUGUCUACCAGGAACAGUAAUGUAAAAUUAAAAUAUUUGUCAUAAUGCCUCUGCUGUGCAGAAAGGAUGAUAAUCCUUUUGUAUACUUUAAUUUUAUUGUAAAAUGUGUAAUGAUUUGUACCUAUUUGCUGUAGGCAGGUCCUCAGUAAAUAAGUCAUUCUCUAGUAUUAACAAGCUCUUGCUUGCUAUCUAAGUGUUUCAAACUAUGGGAAAUGUGAGACACUGGAAGGCAAGAAAAAUAACAAUAAUGACAUGUGAUAGCAAAAUUGUAUUUCACUUAUUCCUGUGAAUAUUUCUUGUUGGUACCAAUGGUACUGUACAAAGUGAAUGUUAUAGCCACAACAUUGUCUUGGAAAAAAACACUGUCAAGAAAUAAUAAAUUGCUGUCAGCCAUUUUCUUGUUGUUUCCAAACAUUUAAAAAAAAGAAAUACUAGUUUUUCAAUAUAGGAGGGAUCAUGACCUAAAGAAUUUUAGUAAACACUCAAACAUGUAAAUUGACUUCCUGAAGUCCAAAAAAAGACUAUUUUCAAUCAAUUAUAUGCCAAAUUUACAGACAAACUCAUUGGCAAAAUUAAGUAAUUUGAAUAAGACAUAGUCUUUAGUGAAGAAAUUACUUUUCACUAUAAGAUCCAAAAAGAAUUUAUCUUUCAACAUUUAACUGAAUUUUGAAAAAAGAAUCUACUAACGCAAAAAAAUGCUAAAUCUUGACAGUGUAACUUUAAGUAGGUUCAUUUCCAUUUGCACAGAAAGUUUCUAUCUUUAGGAAACUGAAAAUGGAAUACUGUGGAUGUUAUGACUGUUUUUCUUGUGUGUAAAUAGCAAACGGAUAAGCUGCCUAUUGAGUGGUAUAGCUGGUUGCUUACCCAAGAAGGGAACACUGUGGUUAUGAUGUGUAUAAAAUUUUCUGUAGUUAAUAAAGUUGUUAUUUUUAUAACCAUGAUUAUAUUAUUAUUCUUAAUAAUAAAAUAUUUUAUAAAAA
Sus scrofa (pig) is the source of this 5957-nucleotide messenger RNA. RefSeq names its product hepatocyte growth factor (gene HGF). Gene Ontology annotation, biological process: hepatocyte growth factor receptor signaling pathway; positive regulation of protein phosphorylation; negative regulation of apoptotic process. The record is from RefSeq and is a predicted model, not a curated record. Gene Ontology annotation, molecular function: serine-type endopeptidase activity; signaling receptor binding. Lineage: Eukaryota; Metazoa; Chordata; Mammalia; Artiodactyla; Suidae.